AUGGAGUGCAAAACGCAAUUUUAUUCCCUUAUAAGGAAGUUCUUGAGCUUGGCGGCGCUGUCUCGCGCGCUCUCCGCACCCCUGCUGCUGACCCUGCUGCACACCAAUGACCAUCACUCCCACCUGGAGGCGAACACCGUGGAGUUUGCGUCCAGCAACGUUGCCGGCCUCUCCACACAGGCGGCUGCAAACAACAUCAACGUUGCCCUGGGCGGCUAUCCGAGGGUGGUGUCGGGCUACGCGCACCUGAAGCAGCAGGCUGAGCAGGCUGGACGUUCUGUGCUGAAGCUCCAUGCCGGCGACGCCGUCACAGGCACCUCCUACUACUCCCUGUUUAAGGGCAUGGCUGAUGCCAAGAUGAUGUCCCUGGUGUGCUUCGAUGCCUUCACACCAGGAAACCACGAGUUCGAUGAUGGCGACCAGGCCCUGGCAAACUUCAUCGAGGAGCUCCAGACCGUCAACGCCUCCUGUGCCACGCCGGUGGUGGCCGCGAACAUCGUCCCUGCGGCCGCGUCUCCGCUGCAGGGGAAGCUCAACAAGUCCGUGGUGUUCUCCCUCGGGGGUGAGCAGGUGGGCGUGGUGGGCGUCGACAUCCGCAACAAGACCUUGCUGUCUUCUUCGCCCAGCCCCGGGACAACCCUCACUGAUGAGCGUGCGGCGGCACAGGCGGAGAUCGACGUGCUGCUCGGCCAGGGCGUGAACAAGAUCGUGUUAGUCACGCACAUGGGUUACAACAAUGACCUGUCCCUGAUGGCCUCCCUGCGUGGAGUGGAUGUGGUGAUUGGCGGCGACUCGCACAGCCUGUUGGGCAAUAACGUGACCCGCGACGUCGUGGGCUUCAGCACCGUCCAGGGCGAGUAUGCCACGGUGAUGAGCAAUGCGGGCGGGAAGGCCGUGUGCGUGGUGCAGGCCUGGGAGUACAACAAGGCCAUCGGGGAGCUGGAGGUGGACUUCGACGCCAGCGGCGACGUCACCCGCUGCGGCGGCAUGCCCCGCUUCCCCUACGACGCCGCCGCGAUCCAGUCGGGGAGGAGGCGCUCGAGUGCGGCCUACACCAUCAAUGCCACCGACACCGCCAGCGUGGUGAGCUACCUGGACGCCCUGGGCCAGUUCAUGGCGGUCUCGGAAGAUGGUUUGGCAGUCUCAGAGCUGUCCAUGUAUCAGGCCCAGGUGAUGGCCUUGAAGCAGGAGACCAUCGCUUAUGUGCCAGAGAAGAUCUGCUACGACCGCUUCCCUGGCCAGGGUCGAAGCACUUUGUGCUCCAGCGCCGCGACUUUGCCACAGGGCGGCGCGGCCUGCCAGCUGGUGUCCCAGGCCUUCCUCGCCGUCACCAAGGCUGCUCAUGUGGCCAUCCAGAACGGCGGGGGGUGCCGCACGGACAUCGCCGCGGGCAACUUCAGCCACGACGACGCCUACACCAUGCUGCCCUUCUCCAACAUGCUGGUGACCCUGGACAUGACAGGUGCGCAGCUACAGGCAGUCCUGGAGGACGCCCUGGAUUUUGGCCUCUCAGACUCGUCGGGUGCUUACCCCUAUGCUGCCGGCCUCCGCUUCGACGUAGCUGCCAACGAGACGAAGGGCAGCCGCAUCAGUAACCUGGAAGUGCGGCCGCGCCUCACCGGCAGCUGGAUGCCCAUCAGCAGCGGUGCAACCUACGUGGUGGUCACCAACAGCUACAUCGCUGGCGGCCAGGAUGGUUACACUACCUUCACGGCGGCUUCGAGCCUGAAGAAUUCCUACAUCGAGUAUGCUGAGGGCCUGGUCAGGUACAGCCAGGAGGUGGGGACGCUUACAGAGCCUCCGAAGCAGGACUUCUCCACACAGGGCUACAUCGACUCCGAGGGCGUGGUCCACGGCAGCUCCGGAUUGCAAUGGCUCUCCGGGUUUUAG
Molecule: messenger RNA, 1890 nt
Organism: Symbiodinium natans
Lineage: Eukaryota; Dinophyceae; Suessiales; Symbiodiniaceae
Source: the annotation of a GenBank genome assembly